GGGGGAUUUGGAAGCAGCGGAAGCAGGAGCCCGAAGGGUGUGUGUUGAGAAAAGCCGGGUGCUCAGGGGCACGAUUGUUUUGCGGAUUCCGUAAUCCGCCCAUCCUUUUCCCCUUUCCCCCGUCCCCACCGCCCCUGUCGCGUCCGGGCUGCGCUUUAUUUCCUCGCGGAGGCAGAUUCAACACUAACCUUGCACAAUGUCCUUGAAACCAAGAGUAGUAGAUUUUGAUGAAACAUGGAACAAACUUUUAACUACUAUCAAAGCUGUUGUCAUGUUGGAAUACGUCGAAAGAGCAACAUGGAAUGAUCGCUUCUCAGAUAUCUAUGCUUUAUGUGUGGCCUAUCCUGAACCCCUUGGAGAAAGACUUUAUACAGAAACUAAGAUUUUUUUGGAAAAUCACGUUCGGCAUUUGCACAAGACAGUUCUGGAGUCUGAAGAACAAGUGCUUGUUAUGUAUCAUAGGUAUUGGGAAGAAUAUAGCAAGGGUGCAGACUAUAUGGACUGCUUAUAUAGGUAUCUCAACACCCAGUUUAUUAAAAAGAAUAAAUUGACAGAAGCUGACCUUCAGUACGGCUAUGGUGGUGUAGAUAUGAAUGAACCACUUAUGGAAAUAGGAGAGCUAGCAUUGGAUAUGUGGAGGAAAUUGAUGGUGGAACCACUUCAGACCAUUCUUAUACGAAUGCUGCUCCGAGAAAUCAAAAAUGAUCGUGGUGGAGAAGACCCAAACCAGAAAGUAAUCCAUGGGGUUAUUGACUCCUUUGUUCAUGUUGAACAGUAUAAGAAAAAAUUCCCCUUAAAGUUUUAUCAGGAAAUAUUUGAGUCCCCCUUUCUGACUGAAACAGGAGAGUAUUAUAAACAAGAAGCUUCAAAUUUAUUACAAGAAUCAAACUGCUCACAGUAUAUGGAAAAGGUUCUAGGUAGAUUAAAAGAUGAAGAAAUUCGAUGUCGAAAAUACUUAAAUGCAAGUUCAUAUACUAAAGUGAUCCAUGAAUGUCAACAACGAAUGGUAGCAGACCACUUACAGUUCUUACACGCAGAAUGUCACAAUAUCAUUCGACAAGAGAAGAAGAAUGACAUGGCAAAUAUGUAUGUCUUACUCCGUGCUGUGUCCACUGGUUUACCUCAUAUGAUUCAGGAGCUGCAAAACCAUAUCCAUGAUGAGGGCCUUAGAGCAACCAGUAACCUUACUCAGGAAAAUAUGCCAACUCUAUUUGUGGAAUCAGUUUUGGAAGUACAUGGUAAAUUUGUUCAACUUAUUAACACUGUUUUGAAUGGUGAUCAGCACUUUAUGAGUGCACUGGAUAAGGCCCUUACAUCAGUUGUAAAUUACAGAGAACCCAAGUCUGUUUGCAAAGCACCUGAACUGCUUGCUAAGUACUGUGACAACUUACUAAAGAAAUCAGCAAAAGGGAUGACGGAGAAUGAAGUGGAAGACAAACUCACAAGCUUCAUCACUGUUUUCAAAUAUAUUGAUGAUAAAGAUGUUUUUCAAAAGUUCUACGCAAGAAUGCUGGCAAAACGUCUAAUUCAUGGGUUAUCUAUGUCUAUGGAUUCUGAAGAAGCCAUGAUCAAUAAACUAAAGCAAGCCUGUGGUUAUGAGUUUACCAGCAAGCUACAUCGGAUGUAUACAGAUAUGAGCGUCAGUGCUGAUCUCAACAAUAAGUUCAACAAUUUUAUCAAAAAUCAAGACACAGUAAUAGAUUUGGGAAUUAGUUUUCAAAUAUAUGUUCUACAGGCUGGUGCAUGGCCUCUAACUCAGGCUCCUUCAUCCACAUUUGCGAUUCCCCAGGAAUUAGAGAAAAGUGUACAGAUGUUUGAAUUAUUUUACAGCCAGCAUUUCAGUGGAAGGAAACUGACAUGGUUACAUUAUCUGUGUACAGGUGAAGUUAAAAUGAACUAUUUGGGCAAACCAUAUGUAGCCAUGGUCACAACAUACCAAAUGGCAGUCCUUCUUGCCUUUAACAACAGUGAAAUUGUCAGCUAUAAAGAGCUUCAAGACAGCACUCAGAUGAAUGAAAAGGAACUGACAAAAACAAUCAAAUCAUUGCUUGAUGUGAAAAUGAUUAACCAUGAUUCAGAAAAGGAAGACAUCGAUGCAGAAUCUUCAUUUUCAUUAAAUAUGAACUUUAGCAGUAAAAGAACAAAAUUUAAAAUCACCACAUCUAUGCAGAAAGACACUCCACAGGAAAUGGAGCAGACUAGAAGUGCGGUUGAUGAGGACCGGAAAAUGUAUCUCCAAGCUGCUAUAGUUCGUAUCAUGAAAGCACGGAAAGUGCUUCGGCACAAUGCUCUUAUUCAAGAGGUGAUUAGCCAGUCAAGAGCUAGGUUUAAUCCCAGUAUCAGCAUGAUUAAGAAGUGUAUUGAAGUUCUGAUAGACAAACAGUACAUCGAACGCAGCCAAGCCUCGGCAGAUGAGUACAGCUACGUCGCGUGAUGUCACUCUCCUCCGGUGUGAGUGUGAGACGGUCAUCGCCAUCACCAUUUGGGGUGUUCCUGUGGGAAGAAGCAGGCCUGUGCCUCCCUAAUUUGGUCAUUCGGCAGCCCCUGUUUUUCUGCUGUUUACAACAUCACCAGUGCCACGUCAUGAGCGUCAAAGAAAAUGCCUAGAGAUACUUCAAGCUCAUGUCAUUGUGACAUUUCUUAAAACUUUAUUAAAAGAGUGAGUGAAGUAUUGCUGAAAUGUGGAAAUUUGGUUGGGUACCAUGCUUUUAUCCCUCUUCACGUUUGCAGUUGAUGUGUUUUUUUUUUUUUUUAAUGUAUCUUAAAGGACAUAAAAUAAAAAAUCUUAAAUAUUGUAAUAUGACAGAUAACCUAAUAAUUGUAUCUACAUCAAAAUGACAAACAUGAUAUUGCUGCUUGUCAAAUAAAAAAAA
Messenger RNA from Otolemur garnettii (small-eared galago), 2873 nucleotides. It is a transcript of the gene CUL2, whose product is annotated as cullin 2. Bases 197 to 2434 code for a protein of 745 amino acids. Gene Ontology annotation, cellular component: Cul2-RING ubiquitin ligase complex; SCF ubiquitin ligase complex. The transcript has 21 exons. NCBI's taxonomy places the organism in Eukaryota, Metazoa, Chordata, Mammalia, Primates, Galagidae. Gene Ontology annotation, biological process: SCF-dependent proteasomal ubiquitin-dependent protein catabolic process; protein ubiquitination. Gene Ontology annotation, molecular function: ubiquitin protein ligase binding. The record is from RefSeq and is a predicted model, not a curated record.